AGGGAGGCAAACUUCUUAGCCGGAAUGAGCAAACUCACUGACUACCAGGUGACUCUGCAGAUCCCUGCUACAAACCUCAGUGCCAAUAGAAAGAGAGGAGCAAUAGUGAGUGAGCCAGCUAUUCAAGUGAGGAGGAAAGGGAAAGGCACGCAAGUUUGGACCAUUGAGAAGCUGGAGAAUAGAUUAAUUGAUAUGAGAGACCUUUAUCAAGAAUGGAAGGAAAAAGUUCCCGAGGCAAAGAGACUUUAUGGGAAACGAGGUGACCCCUUCUAUGAAGCCCAAGAGAAUCACAACCUCAUCGGGGUGGCUAAUGUGUUUUUGGAGUGUCUCUAUUGUGAUGUGAAACUUCAGUAUGCAGUUCCUAUCAUCAGCCAGCAGGGGGAGGUUGCAGGGCGUCUCCACGUGGAAGUGAUGCGCGUCACAGGGGCUGUCCCAGAGCGCGUGGUGGAAGACGACUCCUCAGAGAACUCCAGCGAGAGUGGGAGUCUUGAAGUCGUAGACAGCAGUGGGGAAGUCAUUCACCGAGUCAAAAAACUGACAUGCCGGGUAAAAAUUAAAGAAGCAACUGGGCUGCCCUUAAACCUCUCGAAUUUUGUCUUCUGUCAAUACACAUUCUGGGACCAGUGUGAGUCCACAGUGGCUGCCCCAGUAGUGGACCCAGAGGUGCCUUCCCCACAGUCCAAGGAUGCCCAGUAUAGUGUGACCUUCUCUCACUGUAAGGACUAUGUGGUGAACGUAACCGAGGAAUUCCUGGAGUUCAUUUCAGAUGGAGCGCUGGCGAUUGAAGUGUGGGGCCACCGGUGUGCUGGAAACGGUAGCUCCAUCUGGGAGGUGGAUUCUCUUCAUGCUAAGACAAGAACGCUGCAUGACAGGUGGAAUGAAGUGACUCGCAGAAUAGAAAUGUGGAUCUCCAUAUUAGAACUGAAUGAGUUAGGGGAAUAUGCUGCAGUGGAGCUUCACCAGGCGAAAGACGUCAACACUGGAGGCAUCUUUCAGCUCAGACAGGGUCAUUCCCGGAGAGUGCAAGUCACAGUAAAACCUGUACAGCAUUCAGGGACACUGCCACUUAUGGUUGAAGCCAUCCUGUCAGUAUCUAUUGGCUGUGUGACUGCCCGGUCCACCAAGCUCCAAAGAGGGCUGGACAGUUACCAGAGAGAUGAUGAGGAUGGUGAUGAUAUGGAUAGUUAUCAGGAAGAAGACUUAAACUGUGUAAGAGAGAGGUGGUCUGAUGCACUCAUUAAGCGACGAGAAUACUUAGAUGAACAGAUUAAAAAAAUCAGCAAUAAAAAAGAGAAAACCGAGGACGAAGUGGAGCGGGAAGCCCGGCUUGUGGAGCAGUGGGUGGGGCUGACUGAGGAAAGGAAUGCAGUGCUGGUGCCAGCCCCAGGCAGUGGGAUCCCCGGGGCACCUGCCGACUGGAUCCCUCCACCUGGAAUGGAAACUCACAUACCAGUUCUCUUCCUUGAUUUGAACGCGGAUGACCUCAGUGCCAAUGAACAGCUUGUUGGCCCCCAUGCCUCGGGCGUGAACUCCAUCCUGCCCAAGGAGCAUGGCAGCCAGUUUUUCUACCUGCCCAUCAUAAAGCACAGUGAUGAGGAGGUUUCAGCCAUAGCCUCUUGGGACUCCUCGGUGCAUGAUUCUGUUCACUUGAAUAGGGUCACUCCCCAGAAUGAAAGGAUUUACCUGAUAGUGAAGACCACAGUCCAGCUCAGCCACCCGGCUGCCAUGGAGUUAGUGUUACGAAAACGGAUUGCAGCCAAUAUUUACAACAAGCAGAGUUUCACCCAGAGUUUGAAGAGGAGAAUGUCAUUGAAAAACAUAUUUUAUUCCUGCGGUGUAACCUAUGAAAUAGUAUCCAAUAUACCAAAGGCAACAGAGGAGAUUGAGGACCGGGAGACACUGGCCCUCAUGGCAGCAAGGAGUGAAAACGAAGGCACGUCAGAUGGAGAAACGUACAUUGAGAAGUACACGCGUGGCGUGCUGCAGGUGGAGAACAUUUUGAGCCUUGAGCGGCUCCGGCAGGCAGUCACAGUCAAAGAAGCACUUUCCACCAAAGCCCGGCACCUGCGGAGGAGCCUCAGCACACCGAAUGUGCACAAUGUCUCUUCCAGUCGACCAGACCUUUCUGGCUUUGAUGAAGAUGAUAAGGGUUGGCCAGAGAACCAGUUAGACAUGUCUGACUACAGCUCCAGUUAUCAAGAUGUAGCGUGUUAUGGGACUUUACCCAGGGAUUCACCUCGAAGGAGUAAAGAAGGUUGUACAUCAGAGAAUCCUCAUGCCUUAACAGUCAGCCCUUUUAAAGCAUUCUCUCCUCAGCCACCAAAGUUUUUCAAGCCCCUAAUGCCUGUAAAAGAGGAGCAUAAGAAAAGGAUAGCUCUUGAAGCAAGACCUCUUCUAAGCCAGGAGAGCAUGUCUCCAUCUCAGGCACAUAACCCUGGCUGCACUGUCCCCUCAGGAAGCAAUGGCAGCAGCAUGCCAGUAGAACACAAUAGCAAACGUGAGAAGAAGAUUGACUCUGAGGAGGAGGACAGUGACCUGGAAGCUCUUAACAGGAAGCUGGCAGGCUCACAGCCUUAUGUACCGGUGGAGUUUGCUGACUUCAGUGUUUACAAUGCCAGCUUGGAGAACAAAGAGUGGCUUUCUUCUAAAGUAGAUUUGACGAACUCAAGGGUCUUGGAGAAAGAAGUAUCCCGUAGCCCUACCACCAGCAGUAUUACCAGUGGCUACUUUUCCCACAGUGCCUCCAAUGCCACUCUGUCCGACAUGGUGGUCCCCUCCAGUGACAGCUCAGAUCAGCUAGCCCUUCCGACGAAAGACACAGACUCCAGUGAGCAUUCUGGACUAGCGCUUGGGCACGAUCUCAGACCGCCCUCAAACAAAGAGUUGACAGAGCUAGAAAGAGGUUUGGUAAAGGAUAAGAUCAUUAUGGUGCCACUCAAGGAAAACAGUGCCUUAGCCAAAGGGAGCCCAUCAUCCCAAAGCAUCCCUGAGAAAAACUCCAAAAUGUCCUGUAGGACUGGCUCAUGUUCAGAACAAGAUGCCUGCUCCAGCAAGAACGGCCACGCCUCCCGGGAGUUCUGUCCCCGGGAGGUGACCGUGGAGCACACCACAAACGUCCUCGAGGACCACUCUUUCACAGAGUUCAUGGGAGCGUCAGACGGGAAUGAUUUCGAGGCUCUGACAGACUCUGCUGCUGGAGAGAUUUCAAGUAGGAAGAACCUACCAAAUAAAAUGGACAGUGAGAGCGUCUCAGAUGAGCCCCAGGACCCUGGCCAGCCGCAUUCCUUGGCAGACAAUGACCAGGGGAGCAGGACCUCGACUACGCGGUGAAAGACAGCAAGCACUUCCUCCGCAGGCCCCAGCACCUUCGUCCGGGGUCUUCCUCAAAAACACCAGCCUCAUCUUUAAAACAUGCUGCACCCAGCAGGACCUCACACCAGCAUGGAGAAGCCAUGCACUACCUGGGCCACCACCUCUCCCCUCCUGAGCGAGGAGCAGCAGCAGAGCUUUGCCACCUGGGUGAAUCGACAGCUUCUGCUUCUUCCAAAAGGCCAGAAAACCGAAAAUCCUGGAUUCCAUAAGUGGCAGUAUUUUUGUUUGCACUUACUACACACCGCACUGUGUAGAAACCUCCACAGAGUCAAACAGACUUAUUCUUGUACAAUUUUAAUCAGUUCUUACUGUAGAAUCUGGAGUCAAUACUCUAAUGUGGGUUUUUUAUAAAUAAUAUAUAAUAUGUAUAUGAAAUGUAUCUAUAGUAUGUCUGUUCUGGGACAGACAGAACUGCACACUAAAAUGCAGAUAAAAUGGUUUGUAGAAAUCAUAAGGUACUGGACUUUGUUACAAAGCACCUUGGGCGACCUCGUAUACACGAGCAGAUGAGAGACAUUUCAUUGCCUAAGAAUGAGGUUGCAAAUCCCUCUGCAGAAAAGGUUACAGAAUGCCGUUCUUUAUAACCAAAGAACUUCUAUAUGACUGACCGAUUUUGCUGUCCACUCUUGUUUCCUGUGUACAUAUAUGUUUGACUGCAAGUUUGGUGCCAUACUCCCCUUGGCUACCAGGCCACGUGCUGCCGUUCUGUCCUGUUUCAUAAGCACACUGAAAACUCCCACAGCUGUGUUCUUUGGUCUUCCACCUGGCCUGCCACCUGCUGACCUGACAUUGUAUUAUAACCGUUGCCGGUGACUGGGGCUCUGCCUCCAGCAUUUCUCAUACCUUGGUCCAGCCCAGCAAGGCAGGCAGAGUGCGGAAAGCAGUAUUACUGUAGAAACACAAGGGCAUACCAAGAAUUGGAUUGGGGUGGGGGAGGGGGUGUGGAUUUUUGUCUCUUCGUGGUUUUGUUUGGAUUGGUAGGUUUCAUUGUGGUAUGGUUUUUACUGUUGCUAUUGUACUUAAUUCUGGAAAAUGCUGAAGAGUUGGAAUGAGCUGUAAAGUUCACAGGUAUCCACUUCACCGUGUUUGCAGGAGACGAUUGAAUACAGAUGACUGCUGUCCCUGUCUCCAUUUGGAAAAUGCUCCUGCUAAUGGAGACAUGGAGAGGAGCGUGUGUGCAGAAGGUGUUACAAAGGUGCUUUAUGUGCCUGUUCUGAAGAUGCCUGUGCAGCUGGCCUGGAGGACAGCAGUCGGUGUGUGUGAGAGCGAGGGACGGUGCACAGCCCUCUGCACCUUCGUUCUUUAAGUUCUUAGCAUCAGUAAGUGAGUAAGAUAUUGGAGACUUUAAUGAAAAGCUGCUGUUCAUGAUUUUUGUGUAUAGUGAGCUGACUGUAGUAUUUUACUAUUGUCUGUUUUGAAAAAGAAAAACUGUAAUUUAUAUCCCCUUUCAACUUGAUCGUAUUUAAUUGGUACAGAUUGUGUGUGUGUGUGUUUUAGAAUACAGACGGUCUAAUUCAGGUUUUAAAA
This is a messenger RNA of Myotis lucifugus (little brown bat), 4899 nucleotides long. RefSeq names its product kinesin family member 13A (gene KIF13A). The record is from RefSeq and is a predicted model, not a curated record. Gene Ontology annotation, biological process: regulation of protein localization. Gene Ontology annotation, molecular function: cell adhesion molecule binding. Lineage: Eukaryota; Metazoa; Chordata; Mammalia; Chiroptera; Vespertilionidae. Gene Ontology annotation, cellular component: adherens junction.